ACGCAGCAGCUAAAAAAAAUCCAAGUAACCAAAAAAUCCCCCUUCCCCCCCCCUCCGCAACCCCCCGAGCGGGGGCCCGGGGCUGAGGCGGCUGCAAGCGGGGGAGGCCAGGCGCAGAGCCGCGGGGGUCUCGGUGCAAGUGCUGGGCUGGGCAGGCGGAGUGGGGGGGGGGGCUGCCGCCUCCUUCCCCCCCCCUUUGUGUGCAGCAGCCUCCGCUCCGCUGCUGUGAGAUGAAUUGUUAAUUAUUCCCAGCAAAAAAGCGGCUCGGAGCCCCGGCCCGAGCGGGGGGCGAGCGGGUGCCGGCGCGGAAUGGCAAGUGUUUCGAUAAAGGGAUUGGCAGGUUGUCUCUGGCUUUCCUUGAAGUCCCAGUUAUGGCAACAGGUUCUGGAGUAUGUCCAUGAGCAAUCGACUACAGGAUCAGGGCUGAAAAAACUGCCAACAAACUACUGACAAAUGCAAGUGACCUCUAGUUCCUCUGCACAGAUGCUAGUGCGCUAAGAUCCUUCCAAAACAAAUCUCGUCCUCCAGGAAAUUUAAACCAGCGUCAAGAAAGGAUCCUCAUAGGGAAGAGCAAAUGGACUCUGUUGCCCCUUGCGUUCCCCUGCAGAGACACGGGAUGGCCGAGGACAAGCCGUCAGAGACCUGAGAGCCUUGAGGUAUGUGGAGAGUCUGAGUCCACCCCACUCCGCACAGUGCGCAGUGACCAAUCAUGGACGUGCAGCCCCAGGAAGCUUCCCUGACGGUUAAUGAGCAAGGUUUGUGCCCGUUGAGAUCUUACUUACGCUUUGCUGUCUGCUUCCAGGUCAUUGUGAUGUCGAGUCAUGAGACUAUCCGAGUGCUGGAGGUGGGAGUGGACGCCCCACUUCCAGCAGAGGAUGAUGGUAAAGGUUUGGAACCAACAGCUGGAGAGGUCACAAGCAGCUGCCCCGUGGAAACAAGCAAACCAGGAAGAGAAGACGUGCAGCCAAACCUAGAGACCGCGUGUGGAGGGACAACUGGCGAAGUAAAGUCACUGCCUGGAAUAGCUCCCGCCAGCGUCUCAUCCGUCACCACCUUCAGCCCAGCAACGAGCCAGCCGACCCAAACCCUAACUUCCUUGGCAGUGCAAGCCGCGCCACAGGUCUUGACUCAGGAAAACUUAGCAACAGUUGUGACAGGAGUAAUGGUUCCAGCAGGGGCAGUUACUCAACCUCUUCUUAUCCCCAUCAGUAUUGCAGGUCAAGUGGCUGGUCAGCAGGGGCUGGCUGUGUGGACAUUUCCUACAGCAACGGUCGCUGCCCUUCCCGGACUGACGGCUGCUUCUCCUACAGGGGGAAUUUUCAAACCACCUAUAGCCAACUUGCAAGCUGCUGCGGUGCUGAACACGGCAAUGCCAGCCCCCAUGCAGCCUGCCCAGCCACUGCAGGCUCCGCAGACGGUCCAGCCGCGGCCCUCCAUCCAAACGCAGGUCGUGUUCCAGCCGCAGCCCUCGCUCCAGAGCGCACCGGCCAUCCUGCCGCAGCCCGCUGCCGCUCCACCGCUGCCCGCGGGAAAGCCGUUGGAGACGCAGACGCAAAUCACAGUCCAGCCUGCGGGAUUUGCCUUUAACCCUGGCAUAAUCAGUGCGGCUUCUCUCGGGGGGCAAACCCAGCUCCUCAGCUCGCUGGCCGCUGCCCCGGUGAUUGCAAAUACCAUUCCCAGCGUCCAAGGGAUAACGAGUCAGAUCCUGACCAAUGCCCAGGGACAGGUCAUUGGGACGCUGCCCUGGGUGGUGAACCCGUCUGGGAUCACGACGGCCAGCGCCACCCCAGCUGUUUUGCCAGCCCAGAACCUGCAAGUGCAGGCGGUGACCCCGCAGCUGCUGCUGAAUGCCCAAGGGCAAGUCAUUGCUACAUUAGCCAGCAGCGCCCUCCAGACGGCGGCCAUCAGGAAACCCAGUGUCCCAGAGUCCCCAGCAAAGAAUGAGAUUCAGCCAAUCCAGCCUGCCCCUGUUCUGCCCCAGCCAGCUGUGGUCAUCGCAAACCCAGCCCCUGCCGCUAAGCCCUCUUCCGUGCCCGUUCCCAUCACUUGCUCGGAGACCCCGACAGUGAGCCAACUCGUUUCCAAGCCUCAAACUCCAAAUACGGGCAUUGAGGAGGAUGGAAUCAACCUAGAGGAGAUUCGGGAGUUUGCCAAGAACUUUAAGAUCCGACGUCUGUCUCUGGGCCUGACGCAGACGCAGGUGGGUCAAGCUUUGACGGCUACGGAAGGACCUGCCUACAGCCAAUCUGCCAUCUGCAGGUUCGAGAAGCUGGACAUCACCCCCAAGAGCGCUCAGAAGCUGAAGCCCGUGCUGGAGAAGUGGCUGAGCGAGGCCGAGCUGCGGAACCAGGAAGGGCAGCAGAACCUGAUGGAGUUCGUGGGCGGCGAGCCCUCCAAGAAACGCAAGCGCCGCACCUCCUUCACGCCCCAGGCCAUUGAGGCCCUCAAUGCCUACUUCGAGAAGAACGCCCUGCCCACCGGCCAGGAGAUCACCGAGAUUGCCAAGGAGCUCAACUACGACCGUGAGGUCGUCCGGGUCUGGUUCUGCAACCGCCGACAGACGCUCAAAAACACUAGUAAACUCAACGUCUUUCAGAUCCCCUAGGGGCAGGUGGGAGGAGAGAACCCUGCCCAAUUCAGCCCGGCCACCUCCAGGAUCCUGCUGUGAGCACUUUGUGACUAACUGUUCCCUAGGCCUUGCUCCUGCCCACCUCCCCGCCCCACUAGCUCAGCUUCGCUGACUGCAACCGGGCAUUAUUUUCCCCCGCCGUGUGCAUAUAUCCGUGCCCUUCAUCCUCACAGGAUCUGACCAUGUACACAUCAGCCGUCACACGCCUAGCUCCUUCCUUUUCUUGCUUCUGAUUGUAACAUGUAGUGAAUGCCAGAGCUGCCAAUGUGAGUGUCCCCAGCCCCCCUCCGCUCCCAGGGGUAGAAGUGGGGCAGGGCACAGGGAGUGCUGUGAUCCAUGCAUUUCUGUGUCAGACAAAUAUGUCAGCCACACGAGCGACUUUCUUCUUUUCUAGAAUUUCCUGUUUCUCCAACAUAGCGUCAGGGCCUGCCAGGAGGCCGGUAGGGUCCAGGAACAGACAGAUGUGAAGCCUGCUUCAUUUCAGUCCCUUUUUAUUUCGGAAUCCUGGUUGUCCCGUGUGAGACACAAGCUCUUGGUAUCUAACGGUAUCUAGGUGGAGUAGCUUAAUUUAUAUCCCCUUCCCUAUGAGUACAAAGCACUAUCCAUCAAAAGACUUUAAAAGGAAGUUUCUGCGUAUGAUUAGCUGCUAGGGCUUGGGAUCACGUAUAAAGAGCCAGUAGGUAGCCCUCUUACUAACCUCAUUUGCCAGAGGAGAACCGGCCACCUGUGUCCUGGCAUCUCCCCUGCCACCCUUGGGAAACGGAAGGUUCAAUUGCACUAAAUGGGAUUGUUUCUAUAGGAAGAAAUGGACAGAACCAGCCGGGUCAGGCAGCUUCUUCACCAAAGUGAGGCCUCUGAAGGAGGACAGGGUGUGAGCCCUUUCAUUUGCUCCAUCCUCUUUCUUUUUUCGCAUUGGCUCCUGUUGAAGUCAAGCAUUACACCUUCCCCUGCUAGGGCUCGAGCCUGGGGAUCUAAAGCAUGGGCCCCUGUUAGCUGGGAGGCACAAACCACCCUAAGUGGUCUCACCAGGAGAAGAGGACCAAAGAGCCAUGCUGUGGAGCCGGGGCUCUACAAAGUACAUUUACCUUCCUCCUGCAGGGUUCUACGCUUACCUUUUAAGCGUGGCUUUUCUGAAGGGGUUGAUCUAGAAAAUGAAAGGAUGGGCCGACUCUUGCUAACUGCUGGAAGGGGGGAUGGGGAAGUGGCAGCAGCUCUCCAAGCUGUAAGAGAAGAGACCAUCAGCUGAUUGUCUUGUCGACUUGCCAAGUGAAGGGGGGGGGCCGACUCCAAGCCAGCAGCGCCAGCCCUCCUCCCUGUGGGAAAGAGGCCAGGCAAAGGACUGAGACUCUUUACAAUGGAGACGAACCAGACCCGGGGUGUGUGUGUGGAAGGAACAGCCUUCAGCUUUGAACUACGAAGUCCCUCCUUGUGCGGCUCAACAAUCAGGGGACGCUCUCCAGGGGACGUCAAUGCCUUCUUCAACCAGCCGCCUUUUAGAGCACGUCGGACGUCGUCUGAACGUGUCGUCCCCCGCCACCGCCUGUGUGGCGUCAUGGCAAAGUGUGCCAGAGCCCAGCUCUCAGGCUGGAUGCAGGCAGGUGGGAUCUGUCCCGAGACCUCUCCCAGGUGCCCUCUUUCUAAGCUGGGUUCAGUGCAAAAGGGGAAUAAGUGGAGGAAGCUGUGUGUAUUAGGGUCCUGCAGGGAGGGUGGGGCCAGCCUGUUCCUGUCUGUAUGCACUGUGUGUCUUUAACGUAAGAAGGAAAUGGGAGGUGUGUUUUGAUGUCAUGUGAAAGCCUAUAUAUAUAUAUAUAUAUAUAUAUAUAUAUAUAUAAAUGAUUUCACAAUAUCCCUUAACUGUAAACCCAGGAAAAGGUCCUAUUUGGUGCUGCCUCUUCUGUUUAUCUUAAAGAGACAGUGCUGGUUGCCUCGGGCCUAAGCAUUUAAAAAAAACAAACCAAACCAAGGUCUAAAUUUCAGUCCCAAAGCAGAUCAUCAGAAAGUAGCUUCUGCUGCUAAGUGGAGUGGGAGGUUCUGCUUGCCUGCAUAGUAAUCAGAGGUGGUAUCAGACCCUGGCACAAUUUCAUCUGCAGCCAGGGGCCCACCUACAGGCUAGGAAAGCGUCAGAUAGCCCAUUAGGAUGAGAAUCUGGUAUAGGUGUCAGCUGGCCCUAUGCUUUAUGGGAGCUUCCAGUGUCCCACAAAGUUCUCUUUAUCCCAGGAGAUAUAGAAUGGUUAUGGGUUUGACAUCCUGAUCUCCAGGACACAUCCCAGAGGCUAGUCGUUAUUGCUAGAGGAAUCUCAAAAGAGUCUGUGUCCUAGUUCAUCGCGCACCUUUCGAAUGGCAGCAGGAGUGAGCUUUCUUUUCUGGAAGGGUGGCGCUGGGGGUUCAGCGUAACUCGCUGCCAGGCAAAAUGUUUACACGUCAUGUUGAUUUGGGGACAGCCAACCUGGGCGGGAUGGGGGCCAGUUGAGGGUCUCGCUGAACUCAAAAGCUGCUUCGGUUUUACCGCAUUUUUAUCGGGCAAAGAUGGCAUUUCACAGAUGUGCCUGCAGGCUGAAUGGAGCGCGAGUGUCACUAGCCCAGGACCAUGAGACUCAGCAGGGAGAGGAGGAACAGGGGAAAGACCAAGCAGAUUAAUUUGGAAGCAGUUGCUGCCUCCACAAGCAGACUUCAGUCCCAGCAUCAGGAAGGCGAUUCUGUUGUGCAGUAGAAUUUCUUGGCACCUUCCCCUUCCAAUCACGCUUUCACUAGCAUGUUUGGUUGGUCCCCUGCCCUGAGUUGAUGCUGCUGUUCCCAAGGUGCUACAAGCAAAGCUAGCUGUUCCGUUGGCUGCCUGGUGUCGGGGUGAUACCAAUGCCACACUGGCGUUGCUGAUUCCCCAAACUACUGCCCCGGUCAGAGCAGAAUGGGGUGCUCGAGGGGUGCAUCUGAAUCUGUCCAAAGAAGGUUUCUUAAAGAGAGGGUUAUGAUUUUUUGUUUUUUUGGAAGUAACUUUCUGGAUCUGCUGUCCCUCCACCUCCAUUUGGAAUAGCUAAGGCAGGGUUGGCAGGCAAAUUCCUCUCUAAUAAAGGUGAUCCAUCUCCCUCUCUCCCUGCCCUAAGAAAUGAGUGUUUCAGUGAUUUCCAGACAUGUCCAGAGUGGUGGUUGCUGUGAGCAAAAGUGGUUCCUCCUUGGAGCAGGAGGUGGUUUAAACGCCGCCGCCCUGGGUCAAUCAGAACCCGACAUGCUAUCACCAGUCCUGUGUCUCCAGCCUCCAAUCUCCAGGGCUCCCCGCACUUAGUCAGUCCUCGUUGGGCGGGCCAUUCCUCUUUGCCGCAGAUAACACCACUGCUUAGUUUCAAGAGAAGCUGGUGGAUUUCACAGAGUGCUGUGUGAGGUGGUGUAAGUUGUACAAGGAGGGAUGGACAGGCUCCAUGGGGGUGGGGAGCCGGUCUGGGGUCUGGCUGUCUUGCUCUGUUAGACUGAUGCACUUGAUGUAGUUGUGUGAAAUAAACAGUAUUUUUUCUUUUUCUUUUUCACUUUCUUUUGUAAAAAUGUGUCAUGUGGCUCCCCGACGGUUUAUUUAUUUGCAAUCUCAGGGGAGGAGAAGGGGCAUGCGAGGGCGGUCCAGGUGAGUACUGCAUGGAGCAACUUCCAGCCAUGCUGAGCUUCUUCUGCAUCUGCCAGGGUGAGGUAAUAGGUUCCUACCUGCUCGGUCCAGGCUGUGAUGCCCAGCUCACUGCAACUCUUACCGCCUGGUAUAGCAGAAGGCAAUUCCCAGUUCAGCCAGCUAGUUGGUCAAGAAACCCAUGAAUGCUGAGUGAGUCCUCAGUCAGUUUAUGGAGCCAGUCUCCAUUCUGUCCUCUAACCACAGGCAUAACUCUUCAAGAAGUUAGGGUAUAUCUACACUACGAAAUUAGGUCAAUUUUAUAGAAGUCAGUCUUUAGAAAUCAGUUUUAUACAGUCGAUUAUGUAUGUCCCCACGAAGCGCAUUAAGUCGACAGAGUGCAUCCUCACUACCGUGGCUAGCAUCGACUCACAGAGCGGUGCACUGUGGGUAGCUAUCCCAGAGUUCCCACAGUCUCCGCUGCCCAUUGGAAUUCUGGGUUAAGUUCCCAAUGCCUGAUGGGGCAAAAACAUUGUCAUGGAGGGUUUUGGGUACAUGUCAGUCUCUCCUCCCUCCCUCCCUCCUUCUCUCCAUGAAAGCAAUGGCAGACAAUUGUUUCACGCCUUUUUUCCUGGGUUACCCAUGCAGAUGCCAUCGCACGGCAAGCAUGGAGCCCACUCAGCUCACCGCUGCUGUUGUGAACAUUGUAAACACCUUGCGCAUUAUCCUCCAGUAUGUGCAGAACCUGGCUAAGAGACGCCAGCACGAGGACGAUUGUGAGGAGGACAUGGACACAGACGUUCCUGAAAGCACGGGCUGUGGCAAUUGGGACAUCAUGGCGGCAGUGGGGCUGGUUGAUACAGUGGAACGCCGAUUCUGGGCCCGGCAAACAAGCACAGCCUGGUGGGACCACAUAGUGUUGCAGGUAUGGGAUGAUUCACAGUGGCUGCGAAACUUUCGCAUGCAUAUGGCCACUUUCCUUGAACUUUGUGAGUUGCUUUCCCCCACCCUGAAGCACAGGAAUACCAAGAUGAGAGCUGCCCUGACAGUUGAGAAGCGAGCGGCGAUAGCCCUGUGGAAGCUUGCAAAGCCUGACUGCUACCGGUCAGUUGGGAAUCAAUUUGGAGUGGGCAAAUCUACUGUGGGGACUGCUGUGAUUCAAGUAGCCAAUGCAAUCACUGACGUUCUGUUAAUCAAGGGUAGUAACUCUGGGAAAUGUGCAGGUCAUACUGGAUGGCUUUGCUGCAAUGGGGUUCCCUAACUGUGGUGGGGUGAUAGAUAGAACUGAUAUCCCUAUCUUGGCACUGGACCACCUUGCCCACCAGUACGUAAACCACAAGGGGUACUUCCCAAUGGUGUUGCAAGCACCGGUGGAUCACAAGGGACGUUUCACCGACAUCAGCGUGAGAUGGCUGGGAAAGUUGCAUGACACUCGCAUCUUUAGGAACUCUGGGCUUUUCAAGCAGCUGCAAGAAGGGCCUUACUUAGAGCAGAAAAUAACAUUGGGGAUGUUGAAAUGCCAAUAGUUAUCCUUGGGGACCCAGUCUAUCCCUUGCUCCCAUGGCUCAUGAAGUCUUACACAGGCAGCCCGGACAGUAGUAAGGAGCAGUUCAACUAUAGGCUGAGCAAGUGCAGAAUGGUGGUAGAAUGUGCCUUUGGACGUUUAAAAGCUCGCUGGUGCUGUUUGCUGACUAGGUUAGAUCACAGCGAACCAACAUUCCCAUUAUUAUUGCUGCUUGCUGUGUGCUCCAUAAUAUCUGUGAGAGUAAGGAGGAGACGUUUAUGGUGGGGUGGGAGGUUGAGGCAAAUUGCCUGGCGGCCGAUUUUGAGCAGCCAGAUACCAGGGCGAUUAGAAGAGCACAGCUAGGCACGCUGUGCAUCAGAGAGGCUUUGAAAACCAGUUUCAUGACUGGCCAGGCUACGGUGUGACAGUUGUGUGUGCUUCUCCUUGCUGGAAACCCGCUCCCUUUGUUGAUUUUAAUUCCCUAUAUACCAACCACCCUCCCCCCUUUGAUCACAGCUGGCAAAGGAAAUAAAGUAACUAUUGUUUUGAAAUC
Molecule: messenger RNA, 8272 nt
Organism: Dermochelys coriacea (leatherback sea turtle)
Lineage: Eukaryota; Metazoa; Chordata; Testudines; Dermochelyidae
Gene: POU6F1
Product: POU class 6 homeobox 1
Exons: 13
Coding region: 710-2605 (631 amino acids)
Biological process (GO): regulation of transcription by RNA polymerase II
Molecular function (GO): RNA polymerase II cis-regulatory region sequence-specific DNA binding; DNA-binding transcription factor activity, RNA polymerase II-specific
Source: RefSeq, a predicted model, not a curated record